AUGGAACGUUUGAUUCGAUAUGGAAGUGUGAACGAGAUUCCAUUCUACAAUUGCUCAUGGAAGUCAUCUGAAGAAUGGAAUGAAAUGGGUUUGAAACGACCGAUUAUUGGAUGGUUUUUGGUGGUUUUUGGUGGAACUGUGGAGAUCCUCUACCUCCCAAUUCUUUACAUCAUCUUCAAAACCAAGUUGAUAAAAUAUGCCUGUUAUAAACUCAUCGUGUUUUUGGCACUCACGGAUAUGAGUGCUACAGUAUGCAGUUCAAUUAUCAGUGGAGUCCUCUACAUCCAAGGAGCCGUUUUCUGCACGUAUCCCACAUUUGAGUACAUCGCUGGAGGAUUUGCAAUUAAUACAUGGUGUAUGGCAUGUGCAAUAAACAUUGCAUUAUUCGCCAAUCGUGUAUGUAUUAGGUUGGCGGGAAAGUCUUUGUCACUCUGUUUGUUUAAUCACUGUUCUCGUAUAUGGAGGCUGUGUAUGAUAUCGACUCUAGUGAAUAACAAGGUGAUAAGAACCUUCCAUAUAAAUAAGUCCCCAUUUCCUUCCCUGCUCCUCAUCUGUAAUUGA
This is a messenger RNA of Caenorhabditis briggsae, 561 nucleotides long. The record is from RefSeq and is a predicted model, not a curated record. The coding region runs from base 1 to 561 and encodes 186 amino acids. The transcript has 4 exons. NCBI's taxonomy places the organism in Eukaryota, Metazoa, Nematoda, Chromadorea, Rhabditida, Rhabditidae.